CGGUAAGAAAUGAUAUCCACACUAGCAGCUGAAACUACAAGCAAAACCAGUGUUUCACUUUUUGGUUGGUUGGAUUUUGUUCUUCUUCUCCAUCUCCAUGCCAACACUCAGCUGCAUUUAGCAAAAUCCUUAGCUCACUAUCCAAAUUGGGCAGUUCAUUGAUGCUACCCAUGCUAACAUGUGCCACAUUACAGUCAUUUCUACCACCUUCAAUCAAUCCUCACCAUUACAACAACAACCCACCUCAAAUUCUUCACAGCAGCAGCAAAAUUGUUACUCCAAAUGUUAAGAAAUUCAAACCCAUUCAAGCAAAUACAAAACAAAGUUUGUUUCUUUAUAAUCUUUACUUACAAAUGUAUGCAAACUCUGGUUUUAUGGAUGAGGCACAGAAACUGUUUGAUGAAAUGCCUGACAGAACUUUGGUUUCAUGGACGAUUCUUAUGUCAGGUUAUGCUCGCCAUGGACCUAAGACUGAAACGUUAGUAGUUUUUCAGAAAAUGGUUCUGAAUAAUGGGUUUAAGGCUAUUCAGCCGGAUUCUUUUGUUUAUGGAAUUGUUUUGCGGGCUUGUUCGAGUUUAGAGUAUCUUGAUUACGGUCGUGAAAUUCAUUGCAGGGUAUUGAAAACUGAUGGUCUUAUGGAUUCGUUUGUUGAGAAUGCGCUUGUUAUGAUGUAUUCGAGUUGUGGUUCUAUAAAGGAUUCAGCGCGUGUUUUUGAUGGGAUUUUACAGCCGAAUGUGGUGUCGUGGAGCUCAAUGUUUAACGGGUAUGUGCAAAAUGGGCUGGAGGAAGAAGGGUUGAGAUUCUUCUGUAUGAUGAUUAAAGCUGGAAUUGAGCCAGACGUGUUUGCCUUUUCAAUGGUUUUUGGUGCUUGUGCAACUUUGGGUUGCUUCGAUUUUGGAAUUCAGGUUCAUUGUUGUCUAAUUAAGAUGGGAUUUUGUUCUUCUUUAUAUUUGCAGAACAGUUUGAUGGAUUUUUACGCGAAAUGUGGGGAUUCAAGCUCAUUAGAGAAGGUCUUUCAUGAAAUGCCUGAGAGGAACUUGGUUUCUUGGAAUACUAUUAUUAAGGGAUUGGUCAGUAAUCACCAAAAUUGGGAUGCUUUGAGACUCUUUCGUAUUAUGAUGAAUGAGGCUCUCUAUUGUGACGAUUACACAUUACCGAGUGUUAUUCAAGCCAUAACUGGUGUAGGAGCUUUGAGUCAGGGAAGAGAAGUUCAUGCAUAUGUAAUUAGAGCUGGGCUCGAGUCGAAUGUAUUUGUCGUCAAUUGUCUCCUGGAUAUGUACACUGCGUGCAUCGAUCAUGAGAGCCCGAAUCCUUUGAGAGAAGUUCCCAUGAAAAUUUUCUGUCAGCUGAACGGUAAACAAUGUGAUGAAUUUAUCUUCGCAAACAUUUUGAAAUUUUGUUCUCUGCAAUUUGAUCUGGAAACAGGAAAAUCUAUUCAUUCGCAGAUCAUAAAGCAAGAUAUGCAAUCUGACCCGUUGGUGGCUAGCUCACUGAUUGACAUGUAUUCCAAGUGUAGCAUACCGAAUGCCGCUCUAACAAUAUUUACGAGGAUUCAAUUAUGUCACGGGGAGAUUAGUUCCAAAGCUGCUGGUCAUAUUCUAAACUCAUGUGCAAAUCUCGUGCUUUUAAAUGUCGGAAGACAAAUACAAGGUUACGCCACCAAAAGAGGGCUUCUGUCCGAUCCUUGCGCCUGCAAUUCUCUUAUUAGAAUGUACUCUAAAGGUGGACAAAUUGCUGAUGCAGCUCAAGCUUUUAAUUCUAUGAUUGAGAAGAAUUCUGAUUCUUGGACUUCAUUGAUCUCCGCAAAUGUGAAUUAUGGUCAUUCAUCCGAAGCUAUCCAACUGUUUACUCUUAUGUGUAAGAUACAUAAGUCACCGAACUCGGUCACUUUCAGAUCUGCAUUGAAAGCAUAUGCUCAGAUGGGUCUGGUUAGUGAAGCCUUUAAUUUACUUAUAUCUAUGGAGAAGAAUUAUGAUAUAGAGCCAAUGAUAGAGCACUAUUCUUGCAUUGUUGAAGUGUUGGGUCGUGCGGGAAUGUUUGAAGAGGCCAAAGAAUUCAUUAACCGUGUCUUCAAACUUGAACCAGUACCAAAUGCUUGGAAAAUUCUUCUUUCAGGUUGUCGCAUACGCGGUGACAUGAGCAUUGCAAAGUAUAUAGCUGAGAAACUUGUAGAACUUGAACCAACUGAUGUAACUGCUAAGCUACUGCUACAGCAAGUUCUUCUGACUCAGGGAAAUUGGGAUAACGCAACAAAGAUGAAAACCAACUGCAAUUCACCGAGAUCAAGUUCUAGCUGGAUUGAAGUAAGAAACAAGGUAUACGAAUUCGUGUCAGACCAAGUUCCAGAAGAGGCAAUCUCCACAAAAUUGUCAGAGAUAGAAAGAACAAUGAAGGAAUUGGGUUAUGUAGCUGAUAGAAACCAUUUAUUACACAAUGCAGAAGAAGAAGAAUAUGCAGGACCAGGUCUUCAUCACACAGAAAUGAAGGCAUUAGCUUUCGGACUCCUCUCUUUGGCUCCAGGUGUGCCAAUACGCAUAAUGAAAAACGUUCGUAUGUGUGGAGAUUGUCAUUCUGCCUGCAAGUUCAUGUCAACAUUCUUAGGCAGAGACUUGGUUGUGAAAGACUCUUGUAAGUAUCAUAACUUCAGUAAUGGGAAAUGUAGCUGUAAAAAUGCAUGGUAGAUUGGCAGUAGAUGGCAUUAGAGUACUGUAUAGCUUUUGUACAAAGAAAUUUUACUUUCAAGGCCUUUCCGGAAUGGGUUUGCUAUUCAAAGCCCAUAAAAUGACACAUUGUACAAGUUCUUUCUGAUUUUGACGAUCCAUGAAUCAUAACUGCUGGAUGGUUCAGAUGUAUUUUCACCAAGUAAUUUAUUGAUCAUUUCAA
Messenger RNA from Papaver somniferum (opium poppy), 2883 nucleotides. Its product is annotated as pentatricopeptide repeat-containing protein At2g03880, mitochondrial-like. NCBI's taxonomy places the organism in Eukaryota, Viridiplantae, Streptophyta, Magnoliopsida, Ranunculales, Papaveraceae. The coding region runs from base 162 to 2681 and encodes 839 amino acids. Gene Ontology annotation, biological process: RNA modification. The transcript has a single exon. The record is from RefSeq and is a predicted model, not a curated record. Gene Ontology annotation, molecular function: zinc ion binding; RNA binding; protein binding.